This is a messenger RNA of Centropristis striata (black sea bass), 3644 nucleotides long. RefSeq names its product toll-like receptor 9 (gene tlr9). The record is from RefSeq and is a predicted model, not a curated record. Gene Ontology annotation, biological process: toll-like receptor signaling pathway; defense response to virus; canonical NF-kappaB signal transduction. Bases 209 to 3388 code for a protein of 1059 amino acids. Lineage: Eukaryota; Metazoa; Chordata; Actinopteri; Perciformes; Serranidae. The transcript has 3 exons. Gene Ontology annotation, molecular function: protein binding; pattern recognition receptor activity. Gene Ontology annotation, cellular component: plasma membrane.
UUUACUUGAGGGGGUAUCUGUAGCUGAUGCCCAAGAUGGAUUUGCAUCACACCGUUGUAUAACCACAAACUUUCAGUUCUGCAUAUGUGGAUCCAGUGUUUUCUCUCUGCAGCGACUUUUAGAUUUUAAUCUUUCCUCUCCCCACCUGGAGUAAAGAUUGCUUCAUCUGGCUGCCAAUGUGAAUGUUAGGAUACAAACUAUACCCAGCAUGGCUAUAUUGAAAAGUAUCCUCAUCCUUAGUCAGCUUCUUCCAUUUGUGAGGACCAUAAAUACCAUCUUCUUCCCAUGUGACACUGAUGUGAAUACCACAAUAGUAAACUGCUACCAGAGACCAAUCAAACAGGUCCCCUUCAUCAAGUCUCACACUGUAGUGGCAAUUAAUUUAAGUCGGACUAAGAUACAGCAAGUGGGCCAGUAUGCUUUCUCAGGUGUCCCAAACCUCCACACUCUGAAGAUUAUGUGGAACUGUCAACCGGGUCAUCUGAGAGAUUUGGAGGACCGCUUAUGCAAAAUGGAGAUCCACAAAGAUGCUUUCAAGAACUUACAAAAGCUUAAAUUUUUGUAUCUGGCAGGAAACAGCCUCACCUCUAUUCCCCGGUUACCUAAAAGCCUGGUGGUUCUCGACCUUCAGAAUAAUUGCAUCUUCAACAUUACAGAGCAUUUAAACACUCCGCAUCUCAAGGAGCUUCACCUCAACAAGAACUGCUUUUAUGCAAACCCUUGCUACCAGUCCUUUUACAUCGACGAGAGUGUUUUCAGAGAGCUAUCUGAACUCAAAAACCUUACCUUGGGGUAUAAUAAUCUCACAGUUAUCCCUAAAAGGCUACCACCCUCACUGGAGAGUCUGGAUUUAAGAGAGAACACAAUCACAGAGGUCUUAGAAGGCGCAUUUGCCAACCUCACUCAUCUCAAGUAUUUGAAUUUGGAGUGGAACUGCCAGCGUUGUGACCAUGCAGCCAGACCCUGCUUCCCUUGUCCACAAAAUCUCCCUCUACAACUACACCCAAACUCAUUAUAUGCUGAGAACAGCUCCAUCAGCUUCCUAAGCUUGAGAGGAAACUCUCUGAAAACCUUUCCAGAGGGUUUUUUCCGACCUUUGAAGAAUUUAAAGGGUUUGGACCUCUCUGACAACCUCCUGGCAUAUGCUAUACGUAAUGGCACCUUUUUUGCAGAGCUAAAGGGCCUCAUUUGGAUUAGCCUUAUCUAUAACUAUGAACCGCUGAAGACAUUUCCAAACCUGACGCUCUCCCCCCAUUUCAGCAAUAUGUCUAGUCUACGUUAUCUUCUUCUAAGUGGUAACUUUUUCCGCACGAUUUCAAGUGACAGCCUUAAUGUCGUGUCCAAAAUAAAAAAUCUAACGACACUAGAUCUGAGAAUGAACUUCAUAAAUACAUGUAACCUGACCUCUCUGAAACGAUUACCGUUUCUUACUGAUAUUGACCUUUCCCAAAACAUGCUUAAUUUCCUUCCAUGCUGCUCUAGUUCAUCUGAAAAUGUGGCACAUGAAAGCUGUCAGAACCAGAACUCGAAUACACGUAAUUUUCCUGACCCACCCCUGAUGCUUAUCAAUCAAAAAACCACAUAUGAAAGUGACACCUGGGAAUCCAGCCGGUCAAACAGGCUGAAAAUGAUGGAGGACGAUAAGUCACAAUUCAAAUCACUUGUGGACUUUAAAAAUUAUUUCUGCCGCGGUAAACUGAUGUUUGACCUGUCUCAAAAUGACAUUCUAUCUAUUAACAAAAGAGUCUUUGUAGGCAUGGAGAAUGCUGUCUGUUUAAACCUUUCCUUCAAUUACAUGAGCCAGGCAUUAAAGAAAGGGCAGUUUGUAAGCUUAAAAAAAAUAGUUUUUCUUGAUAUGUCAUACAAUAGACUUGAUUUUUAUUAUAAUGAAACAUUUAGUGAGCUUAAAAACACCCUGAAGGUAUUAGAUGUUAGUAACAAUGAGUUUCACUUCAAAAUGAAGGGCAUGGGUCAUCGUUUUGAGUUCCUUCAAAAUCUGACAAACUUGGAAGUUCUGAGUCUGGCAAACAAUGGCAUUGGGAUGCGAAUAGAUCAAAGGCUGAUCAGCAGCUCUUUGAAGUACCUCUACUUCUACGGAAAUCAUCUGCACAUUAUGUGGGAGGCUGAUAACAACAGGUACACUCAUUUCUUCCAAAACCUGACAAAAUUAAUCUACCUUGAUAUUUCUGACAAUAAUUUGAAGUCAAUCUUACCAGAAGUGCUUUGUAACCUCCCAGAAAGCAUGGAGACCCUCAGCAUCAGCAACAAUUUGCUGAACUAUUUCCCUUGGCGAAACAUCUCAACACUCAGCAACUUAUGUCACCUGGACCUCAGUCAAAACUUCCUCUUUAAUUUGCCUAAUUCAGUCAUAGAAUUUGGAGUACAUUUUUCUCUCUUGGACCUCAGCCACAAUCGCCUUAGUAUUAUUCCUGAAGAUUUCUUCAGAAUGGCGACAUCCUUGCGCUACCUGUAUCUCAGCCACAAUCAGAUAAAAGAACUGAACCAUCAGUUUCUCCCUGCCCCCUUUAAAAAUGGCAGUGCCCUUCACAAACUCACUCUGCAUGCCAACCCCUUUAGAUGUGACUGUGAUACAUCUUGGUUUGCAGACUUCUUGCGCACAACUCCGUUGCAGAUUCCUUAUCUCACCACACAUAUACACUGUGAUUACCCAGAGUCCCAGCAGGGUGUGAGUGUACUGUCUAUGGACCAGCGUUCCUGUCAGGACUUAUAUGGUGGCUUAGCCUUCCUCGUCUGUUUCUUCUUGGCUGUGACAUCCACUGUGUUGCCCCUACUGAAGCAUCUCUAUGGCUGGGACCUCUGGUAUUCCUUACAGGUGCUUUGGGCAGGACAUAAGGGCUACUCCCAGCUCCCUGGUAGUGAUUCACAUUACCACUAUGAUGCUUUUGUGGUGUUUGACACCGGGAACCAGGCUGUGACAGACUGGGUCUACAACGAGUUAACUGUCAAUCUGGAGAACUGUGGUCACAGGAGGUUUUGUCUCUGUUUGGAGGAGAGGGACUGGAUGCCUGGACUUUCAUGUAUUGAAAACCUCCAUAAUGCUGUGAACAACAGUGUGAAGACAGUGUUUGUGCUAUCCAGUGGUGCCACUGGUGGUGAGACGGUGAAUGGUGUGAUCCGGCAGGCUUUCUUCAUGGUUCAGCAGCGGCUAUUGGAUGAGAAGGUGGAUGCAGCUAUACUGGUGCUGUUGGAUGAGAUGUUCCCCAAACUCAAGUACCUUCAGCUGAGGAAACGGUUGUGCAAAAAAUCUGUGUUGUCUUGGCCAAAGAACCCAAGGGCUCAACCCCUUUUCUGGAAUCGAAUGAGAAUGGCAUUAUCAUCAGAUAACCUUAAAUUUUAUGACAACAACAUGAGUGAAAGUUUUAUAUGACUUCAAAUGACUUUUCAAAUACCUAUAUGUAUAUUUUAGAUUAGAAUGCAACAACUGCACUGUAAAUAUUGAGGACUAAUCUUUUAUCUGACAAAUUUGACUUUAAUACUGAUGAAAAUGGAUAAUUUUAUGACUUCAGAGAGCUUUGACCAGGACAUGAAAUGUUGCUAUUGUGGGCUGCAAAGUUAAUGAGACCCUGUACACUGUACACUUGAGAAACUGGCCUUACAAAUAAACUUGACUUGAUUACGCUUGA